GGACGAGUACUUUGGGCCAGGGUUGUGGUGAUUAAUCAUUUAUGGCUGGCGGUGUCGAUUUGAUUUGCUUGGUGUUUAUGUGGAGCUUGUGGAGUGCUGCUUGUAAUGGUGCAACAGACACUCUGAAACCAGGUGAAAGUCUAAAUUCUUCAAGCUUGUUAGUUUCUGCAAAUGGGAAGUUCACUAUGAAUUUUCGUGCUCAUGAGCUUGAUCCAAACCAAAGCUACUUAGUUAUAACGUGGAAUGGGAGUCAUAACUAUGCGUGGGUUGCGAAUAGAGAAGCAUCCAUUUUGUACCCUUCUGGAGCUCUUACAUUGGACAGGAACAACACAUUGAAGGUUACUCACAGAGAUGGGGAUGCUCUGGUGCUCUACUCUGCUGAUUCGGAGACUAUCAGUGGUGAUGCUGUCGCUAUUCUUAUGGAUGAUGGGAAUUUUGUGCUGCAAGAAGUGAGCUCUGAUGGAUCGGCGAAGAUGGUUUUGUGGCAGAGUUUUGAUUAUCCUGGAGAUGUGCUUCUGCCAGGUAUGAAAUUAGGGGUUAACCGUAGUAAUGGCCACAAUUGGUCACUGUCGUGCUGGUUUACUGAGAGAAGUGCAGUGGCAGGACCUUUCACUCUUGAUUGGGACCCUGAUGGACACGACUUGAAAAUUAAGCGGCGUGGGGUGGUGUAUUGGAGUAGUGGAGUGUUUCGAGAUGGGAGUUUUGAAAUUAUUAAGGAGAAGAGGUAUAAGUUUAGCAUUGUUUCAAAGAAGAAUGAAGACUAUUGCAGUUACACUACUUUAGAUGAAAAUGCUGUAUCAGAGUGGCUGCUAACCACAAUAGGGCGACUAAAAGACUUUGAUGAAUCAAUUGAUAUUGCAAAAGCAGAUUCCUGUUAUGGGUAUAACACUGAAGGUGGAUGCCAGAUUUGGGACCAGCCAAAGUGUCGGCGUUCUAGUGCUGUAUUUGAGCAACAAAAUGGUUACUUUAAUCCAACAGGUGCUAGCGGCACUACUGCAACAUCAACAAGUGAUUCAAAUACAAGUCUCAGUAUUAGUGACUGUAAGGCUGCUUGUUGGGCGGAUUGUACCUGUAUAGGAUUCCUAUUUCUGUUUCCUAAUCAGACUGGAUGUCGGUAUUGGACUGGAAACUUGAAAUUCAUUGCAGACAGCAUAAGUUAUGAUUCAAAUGUUGUAUAUGUUUUAAAAACAAAGUCAGUCGACAGCAGCGAUGCAUCACAUAAGUGGAUAUGGAUUGGUAUUGCACUUGUCGCCGUUCUUCUGGCAAUGGUGCUUUGUAGCAUGUGCUACCUACUACGAAGAAGAAAACUUGCAGGUGAGAACCAAAGAAAUGUCCAGGAUAUGCUGAACAUGAUGAAUUCUAAUAGACCUACUAAUGCUAAUGGACUUCAAAAUGAUGGAAAGCGGGGACAUGAUUUAAGGGUAUUUAAGUAUGCGUCUAUCAUAGCCGCCACCUGCAACUUCUCUGAUGAAAAUAAGCUACGAGAAGAAAUAAGCUUGGCAUACUUGUUAUUUGAUUCAACUAGAUGUCAGCAGCUAGAUUGGAACAAACGUUUCAACAUAAUUGACGGAAUUGCUCAAGGUUUGGUUUACUUGCACAAAUAUUCCAGAAUGAGAGUAAUUCAUAGAGAUUUAAAAGCAAGUAAUGUUCUGCUUGAUGAAAGGAUGAAUCCUAAAAUUUCUGACUUUGGAAUGGCAAGGAUUUUUAUGAAUGAUGAACAAGAAGCAAAUACUAUGAAGAUUGUUGGGACACGUGGUUAUAUGUCCCCCGAGUAUGUUAUGGGGGGGAAUUUUUCCAUAAAAUCGGAUGUCUAUAGUUUCGGAGUGUUAAUGCUUGAAAUCCUAAGUGGUAGGAGAAACAACAGCUUCUACAAUGAUGAUCGUGCCUUCAACUUAGUUGACUAUGCAUGGGCGUUAUGGAAAGAAGGUGCAGGACUAGGACUAAUGGAUCCGACACUUGGCAAUUCAUGUGAUGAACAUCAAUUCUUGAGGUGCAUCCAUGUUGGUCUGCUCUGCGUGGAGGAAAAUGCAGCUAGUCGACCCACAAUGUUAGAUGUGAUACCUAUGCUGACCAAUGAAAGCAUGUCUUUACCAGUUCCUACAAAACCAGCAUUCUGUACAGAAAGAAAUGUGAUCGCAGAUGCUAUAGGUGGAAGCGGACCGGAAACGGUUUCAUCUAUAAAUGCUAUCUCCGAUUCUGGUUUUGAGGGGAGUUAAAGUCACACCCUUUCCCCUUGAGAAUAUAGGUGGUUAUGAGAUUUGAAGUUUGAUUUUCUGUCAAAAAGCAUAAGAUGGUUCUAUUUUCUUCUCUUUAUAAAAUGUAAUCAUGUAUGUUAUGUAUGU
Messenger RNA from Rosa rugosa (rugosa rose), 2342 nucleotides. Its product is annotated as receptor-like serine/threonine-protein kinase SD1-8. Bases 42 to 2216 code for a protein of 724 amino acids. Gene Ontology annotation, molecular function: protein serine/threonine kinase activity; ATP binding. The record is from RefSeq and is a predicted model, not a curated record. Lineage: Eukaryota; Viridiplantae; Streptophyta; Magnoliopsida; Rosales; Rosaceae. The transcript has 7 exons. Gene Ontology annotation, biological process: protein phosphorylation.